CCGCAGCCCGGGCCGCGCCCGCCCCGCCUCUCAGCGCCGGCCCCGGAGCCCGGUCCGCGAGCGGCGGCGGCGGCGGCGGCGGCGGCAGCGGCCGGAGGGACGAUGAGCGGCGCGGCGCGGGCGGGCCCGGCCCGGCUCGCGGCGCUGGCACUGCUGACCUGCAGCCUGUGGCCGACGCGGGCGGACAACGCGAGUCAGGAGUACUACACGGCGCUCAUCAACGUGACGGUGCAGGAGCCCGGCCGCGGCACCCCGCUCACGUUCCGCAUCGACCGCGGGCGCUACGGGCUCGACUCACCCAAGGCCGAGGUCCGCGGCCAGGUGCUGGCACCGCUGCCCAUCCACGGAGUUGCUGAUCAUCUGGGCUGUGAUCCUCAAACACGGUUCCUUGUCCCUCCUAAUAUCAAACAGUGGAUCGCCUUGCUGCAAAGAGGAAAUUGUACCUUUAAAGAGAAAAUAUCACGGGCAGCUUUCCACAAUGCAGUUGCUGUAGUCAUCUACAAUAAUAAAUCCAAAGAGGAGCCGGUCACCAUGACUCAUCCAGGCACGGGAGAUAUUAUUGCUGUCAUGAUAACAGAAUUGAGGGGUAAGGAUAUUUUGAGUUAUCUGGAGAAAAACAUCUCUGUACAAAUGACAAUAGCUGUUGGAACCCGAAUGCCGCCAAAGAACUUCAGCCGUGGCUCUCUAGUCUUCGUGUCAAUAUCCUUUAUUGUUUUGAUGAUUAUUUCUUCAGCGUGGCUCAUAUUCUACUUCAUUCAGAAGAUCAGGUACACAAAUGCUCGCGACAGGAACCAGCGUCGUCUUGGAGACGCAGCCAAGAAAGCCAUCAGUAAAUUGACAACAAGAACGGUUAAAAAGGGUGAUAAGGAAACAGACCCAGACUUCGAUCACUGUGCAGUCUGCAUAGAGAGCUAUAAGCAGAAUGAUGUUGUUCGGGUUCUCCCCUGCAAGCAUGUUUUCCACAAAUCAUGUGUGGAUCCCUGGCUUAGUGAACACUGUACCUGUCCUAUGUGCAAACUUAAUAUUUUGAAAGCCCUAGGAAUUGUGCCAAAUCUGCCAUGUACUGAUAAUGUAGCAUUUGAUAUGGAAAGGCUCACCAGAACCCAAGCAGUUAACCGAAGAUCAGCCCUCGGUGACCUUGCCAGUGACAGUUCCCUUGGCCUUGAGCCACUUCGAACUUCGGGUAUAUCGCCUCUUCCUCAAGAUGGGGAGCUCACUCCUAGGACGGGGGAAAUCAACAUUGCAGUAACAAGUGGGCACUUCUUUCACCGGGACUCCCUGUCACCUCGUAGCCUGGUGUACGAAAGUGAAUUCUCCACAAUCGAACCAUCCUUGGACAUGUAUGAUGAGAACAAAACCUGAUUUUUUUUAAAUGGGCUGCUGGGGGUCUCUCCUUUUGAGAUUUGAUUUAUGGUCACCUUUCUUUUGUAUUUUUCUGUCAUCGUCCGUUUUGGAAGAAUGGCAGGUACCUCUGGGUGCAAGAUGGGGUUCCGAGUUAAAUUGCAGAGUUCUCCCAAGGUGAGGUUUGAGGACAAAGUUAUUGCCCAGGAGAGCCUCUGGUACUGAAUACUCACCCAGAGCCAACCACUGAGCAUGGGCACCCCAUGACCCUUGCCGUUUCCAGAGAAGAGAUGGGGCCAGGAGCUAAUGAUGCGUUUGUUGCAAAUGUGUCCAUGUCCCCAAAUAGUCACACAUUGUUCUGUGUCAGGGUGGCAUUGGUGUUUUGUAAAAUAUAUCUGUGAUCCUCACAUGCACACAAAAGCCUGCAGAUAAAAUGUCCCACCAAUACAGAAUAUGAGUCAUGGCUCUUGGACCCGCUUCACUUUGUCCUCUGUCCCUUACUGUAUUUCCUGGUAAAAGGCCUCUUCCUAGAGAAGAUUCAUCUUCCUUUCGCCCUCUAGACUCGGACAGCCUGUUGUCCUCCAGAGCUUGGAGGACACAGGCCACGGGGCCAGAGUCAGCUGUCACAGGAUCAGACAGUUAUCUGUUUUGUCACUUUCCAGCAUCUGUGAUGAGCACGACAUAGGAUGACAAGUAUUUACACAGACGCUGGACAUGGAAGGCAUCUGUCCCCACUGCCUGUGAUGUAUAUGGGGAGGUGGCACCAGGAACCUAGCACGAUGACCACAUGGGACAAGGCUAACAGUCAUCAACACCAGAAUAGUUUUCAAUGUUUUAUUGGGAAGUACAAACCAACAUCCUAUUAAAUACCAAAUGGGGGACCCUCCUCCAUCUUGAUUGUCUAGUCCAGUGCUAUUCUGACAGCAUCAGUACCAACAUGAAGAGACACUGGAGUGCUGGCAGCCAGUGGUGGACACUGGGGACAUAUGUGUUCAUCCCACACAUCCAGAAUGACAUCAACUUAACUAACAUACAAGAAACUUGUGGCCUACCGUGUGAGACCAGGAUGAGCAAAUCAUCUCCUUUCUAUAGAAGCUCCUGCCACAGACAGCCUGCUUCUCACCAGAGCUGUGAAGAUGGUCAGAUCCUGGUUAGGAGAAUGCAGCUCCAGCAUCCAGACAUGUGUGACACACGGGCAGCUGGGGAGGCUCCCACCCCGUCACUGUUACUGGCUCUGUGGGUCGUAGGUUUGGGGCAUGGGUGUGCCAUCUCCACACAUGUGGCUGCCUCUCUCUCACAGCAUCUUGUGACAUAUGUCACUAAGAUCCCUGAGGUGCCCUCAGAGAACCUUAGUGCUGAUGGCCUGUAAGGACCUGGUCACAGGGUGGGCCCACAUACUGCGCUUGAGUAAUCUAAGGCUGGAACGGGGCCGACCUCUAAGGUCCUCACUGCUUUCACUCUUCACUGCUUACAAGGGCUUUCGUCUUUCCUUUUUAUAGUCUUUGUACUAUAAAAAUAUUUUUGAUAAAGUUUCAGUAGAUUAUCGUUCUGAAAGACAGGUUCUCAGUGAGAGCAUUCUCGACAGGAGAGUAGACUGCCCAGGUCCAGAGGCUCGGACGGAAGUGUUUGGUGUGGCAGACUAGGCAGACGCUAUUAAUUGUCAUGUCGUAGGUAGCCGAGCCUUGUUUUCUCCAUAACCAAAACUCGGAUCCCAGUGAAUCAUUUUCUUCAGGUCUCAACAGUCUAUAAAGGCAAAUACUUUAAAUUCCACUCUAGACAAUUUCUUUACUAAAAAAAGAAGAAGAAGAAGAAGAAGAAGAAGAAGAAGAAGAAGAAGAAGAAGAAGAGAGGAAGGAAGGAAGGAAGGGAAUUGCUUGGGGGAAAAUCUUUAAAUUGAGUCCUCUAAAAUUGGACUGAGACAGUGUUUGAAUCCCUGGGAAAUCACGUGGUCACUGGAGGGCAUUCAAGGAGGCGGACCUUAGAGGGGGUUUCUCAGAAUAGUGCUCCAGAUACCAGGUUAACCCCUUUGCCUGAAAACUGGGGCCACCUUCAACUCAGCUCCAGAAUGUCCUGUCUUCAUCAGGAGGGGACUGGCUUCUUUGUUGAGGGCAUGUGCUUUGGGAGGACAGAAGGUAAUGGCUUCCUGCCAGCACUUGUGAUGAGGCUACUCCGGUGAAUCUACCCAGGUCUCCAGGUGGAGCAGGCUGCAGAACCAUUACCUGCACAUGCCACAGAAGACACACCCAGCAGGAUCUACAGCCUUCGGCAGCCUUAGCUGUGGACCCCAGCAGCGUGAACACAAAGGCUUAAGCUUUCGAGAUGCCCAGCUCCCUGUGGAGGAGCCACUCUGGGCCAGUCACUUCCGGAGAAAGGAGAGCUGACUGGCUGGAUGUCUAAAUGUGAAGUCUCUGGAGGGUCUCUGGAAAUAAUGAGUGCAUCCAUCCAGGGUCUUACCUUUGCUCCCCUCCUGGGAAAACAGGCUCUACCAUCAACAGUUUCAAGCUCUUCCCAAGGCCCCUACGCCUUGCUUUUGAGUCAGGCUCCAUCUCCUGGCCUCUCUUGUCAUUCCCUCACAGGAACAUCUACAAGGCACGUCCCUGAACCACAGUCCAUCCUGAAGCUGAGUCUCUGCUUCCCAACUGCCCUGAUGCGUGACAGCCCCAGAUGCCAAAAAGGCAUUAAGCAAAAUACUAUUGAAUUUUACUGAUUGGUGCAUCCUAUGGACUUUAUAAGUCUUCCUAGUUUUAUCACCCCUCACCGGCAGGCACACUUUCACUGAUCUGUGUGCUAAAUGACACCGAACUAAGGAAAAAUCCACAUGUUCUUUUGCUGUCAACCUUUACUGUAGGGGACCUUAUUUGCUAUAAGAACACAGGACUAUGAUUUUACAUCAGGGUCCUCCCGACAAGGGGUCACUGCUCAUAAACGUCAGGAAGGAAGCUGCCAAAUUUAAGACUAGGAUCAUGGAGUUAAUUUUGUCAAUAGUCUUUUUUUUAUUUUUAUUUAUUUAUUUAUUUUUUGAGACAUGGUUUC
This is a messenger RNA of Onychomys torridus (southern grasshopper mouse), 4374 nucleotides long. RefSeq names its product ring finger protein 130 (gene Rnf130). The record is from RefSeq and is a predicted model, not a curated record. The coding region runs from base 103 to 1362 and encodes 419 amino acids. NCBI's taxonomy places the organism in Eukaryota, Metazoa, Chordata, Mammalia, Rodentia, Cricetidae. The transcript is spliced from 8 exons.